Messenger RNA from Aspergillus thermomutatus, 1851 nucleotides. RefSeq lists its product as uncharacterized. The transcript has 2 exons. The record is from RefSeq and is a predicted model, not a curated record. The coding region runs from base 1 to 1851 and encodes 616 amino acids. NCBI's taxonomy places the organism in Eukaryota, Fungi, Ascomycota, Eurotiomycetes, Eurotiales, Aspergillaceae. Gene Ontology annotation, molecular function: flavin adenine dinucleotide binding; oxidoreductase activity, acting on CH-OH group of donors.
AUGAAGCACUUUCCCCUACUUUGGCUGAUCCUCGCCGGAACACUUGCCGAGCCCUUUCAAGCCCCUUUCCAAGUCCCUCCAAGCAGCACAGCCCACAGCUCGAUUGCUCCGUCCGCCACAGGUGUCAUCAGCGAUCCUCUGAAACUUCUUGACCACCCGGAUAAGUUCAACGUUCUGGUGAUCGAGAGCGGAUUCUACGGGUCCGAAUAUGGUCCCAUCAUCGACGAUCUGAACACAUACGGCCAGAUCUUUGGCAGCAGCGUUGAUCAUGCCUAUGAGACCAACCCCCAGAUUCACAAGCGGGUUGAGAUCGUCCGGUCGGGCAAUGGCCUCGGAGGUUCGACUCUUAUCAACGGCGGAACUUGGACACGUCCACACACAGACCAGGUCGAUUCCUGGGAACAUGUUUUUGGAAACCAGGGCUGGAACUGGGCGGGUCUGAAAAAAUACAUGGACGAGAUUGAAAAGCCUCGAGAUCCAACAAAGGACUCCUCUCAUGUGACCAAAGGCCAUCUCCACCAUUAUGAACCAAGCUGCCAUAACUCUGAGCCUGACAAGGGUAAGGUCGAGGUUGGAGCGCGAGAUCGAAAGACCAAUUGGUCGCCACUGCUCAAGGCCCUAAUGCGCACAGCCAACGACACGACAGGCGCGCCCUAUCAGUUGGACCUCUGCUGCGGUUAUCCGCACGGAGUGUCCAUGUUCCUCAACACCCUGACCGAGAAGCAAAUCCGCACGGAUGCUGAGCGGUCGUGGCUGGAUCCCGUGCUCAAGAAUGACACGUCGAAAGCCCGCAUUACUGUGCUGACCGGUCAGCUUGUGGGCAGAGUCAAUCUCAAGUCGACUGGACAGGAUGACCCGAAGUACAGAGCAACGGGAGUCGAAUUCGGCACCCACAGCAAGGACGGCUGGAGAUUCAACGUCACGGCGAACCAGGAUGUUCUCCUUGCUGCUGGAUCGGCUAUCUCCCCUCUCAUUCUGCAAUAUUCGAACAUCGGUCCGGCCAGUAUACUGGCGGAGCCUAAAGUCAACAUCGAACAAAAGAUCGACCUUCCUGUUGGCCUCAAUCUGCAGGAUCAAACCACAACCUCCGUCGUCUCAUCGACCACUCCGGAUGGCAACGGGCAAGGUCAAGCCGCGUACUUUGCAAUUUUCGCCGAGGUAUUCGGAGAACACGCGCAUCAUUUCGAGGCUCUGGUAAACGACAACGACACCCUGCGCAAAUGGGCCGCCGAUACCGUCGCCGGAGGCGGUUUCCACAACCAGUCUGCUCUCUUCCUCCAAUACGUCAACUACCAAAAUUGGCUGCUGGGCAAGAACAACGUCUCCUAUGCGGAACUUUUCAUGGACACCGACAACCGUAUCCACUUUGACCUGUGGAACUUGCUGCCCUUCACGCGCGGCUACGUCAAGAUCCUCGACAACGACCCCUACCUGCGUAGCUUCGAGUAUAACCCCCGCUAUUUCCAAAACGAGCUCGAUCUGUACGGGCAGGCUGCGGCGUCGAAGCUCGCGCGCGAUCUGACCCGCUCCGGGGAUAUGGCAAGCUAUUUCGGCGGAGAGACGUUGCCGGGGGAGCUCUUGUCCGAUGACGCGACCCUGGAAGACUGGGCACUCUACGUGAGGCAGAACUUCCGCGCCAACUAUCACGGCAUUGGGACCUGCAGCAUGAUGAAGAAGGAACUUGGGGGUGUCGUGGAUGAAACUGCCAAGGUUUACGGAGUGGAGAACCUGCGCGUGGUUGAUGGCUCUAUUCCCCCUACCCAGGUGUCCUCGCACGUGAUGACGGUGUUCUAUGGGAUGGCGUCGAAGAUUGCCGAAGAGAUUCUGAAGGCCUAUGAGAAGAAUCAGUAA